Messenger RNA from Anolis carolinensis (green anole), 12687 nucleotides. RefSeq names its product matrix metallopeptidase 16 (gene mmp16). Gene Ontology annotation, biological process: proteolysis; extracellular matrix organization; skeletal system development. Gene Ontology annotation, molecular function: metalloendopeptidase activity; zinc ion binding. Lineage: Eukaryota; Metazoa; Chordata; Lepidosauria; Squamata; Anolidae. Gene Ontology annotation, cellular component: plasma membrane; extracellular matrix. Bases 521 to 2368 code for a protein of 615 amino acids. The record is from RefSeq and is a predicted model, not a curated record. The transcript has 11 exons.
AGUGCGGAGGGGAGGCGAGAGGCAUCAGCGCAGGCUGGAGAGCGGAGGCGAGCGGGAGGCCGGGCAGGCGAGGCCUUGGCCAGCGGGAGGAAGGAAGGAGGAGGAGGAAGAAGAAGAAGAAGAAGAGGAGGAGGAGGAGAGCCACUCUCAGAGGCGGCGGCAUCGCGGCGAAGGAUGUGGACGAGAAGGAAGAGCUGACCCUGCUCAAUGUUGCCGCCGCCGCAACACUGAGGAGUGAAGUGUCGCUCCUGCUCCUCCUUCCUCCUCCUCUUCCUCCUCCUCCUCUUCUUUCCUUCCCCCGCUGUCGCUGAACCUGCAUCGAGCCCAACAUUAAGGAGAUAGACAGGCAUCCCAUCUUCCUUCCUCUCUGUCUCUCUCUGCGGGCUCUGUUGUUGUUUGGCUGAGGAGGAGGAAGAACAAAAAGGCAGCGACGAAGGGGAGGGAAAGAAGGAAGGAAGGCAGGAGGGAGGGAAGGAAGCCCACGGCGCCUUCUCCGUCUCCUUUCCCCUCGAAGCUCACUAUGAGCUUACGCGCCUUCCGCACUGCAAGCCGGGGGGAUUUCGCGCAUCAGUCGCGGGUGUUUGUCUUGCAAGCCUUGCUUUGGAUUUUAUGUGCCGCCGCCGCCGGGUGCAGAGCCGAGCAGUAUUUCAAUGUAGAGGUGUGGUUACAAAAGUACGGCUACCUUCCACCAACUGACCCCAGAAUGUCGGUGUUGCGCACUGCAGAGACAAUGAAAUCUGCAAUCGCUGCCAUGCAGCAGUUCUAUGGCAUUAACAUGACAGGAAAAGUGGACAGGAACACAAUUGAUGAUAUCACCUUAAGCUGGAUGAAGAAGCCUCGUUGUGGAGUGCCUGAUCAGACGAGAGGCAACUCUCGAUUUAAUAUUCGUCGAAAGCGAUAUGCAUUAACAGGACAGAAGUGGCAACACAAACAUAUCACUUACAGCAUAAAGAACGUCACUCCAAAAGUAGGAGAUGCAGAAACCCGCAAAGCUAUUCGCCGUGCCUUUGACGUGUGGCAGAAUGUAACCCCUCUGACGUUUGAGGAAGUUCCUUAUAUUGAACUGGAGAAUGGCAAGAGGGACGUGGAUAUUACUAUCAUUUUUGCAUCAGGUUUUCAUGGAGACAGUUCUCCCUUUGAUGGAGAAGGAGGAUUUUUGGCUCAUGCUUACUUUCCUGGGCCAGGAAUUGGAGGAGAUACUCAUUUUGAUUCAGAUGAACCAUGGACGUUGGGAAACCCUAAUCAUGAUGGAAAUGACUUGUUUCUAGUUGCAGUUCAUGAACUGGGGCAUGCACUAGGCUUGGAGCAUUCCAAUGAUCCUACUGCCAUCAUGGCUCCAUUUUACCAGUACAUGGAAACAGACAACUUCAAACUACCUAAUGAUGAUUUGCAGGGAAUCCAAAAGAUUUAUGGUCCACCUGACAAAAUCUCACCACCAACAAAACCUCUGCCAACAGUGCCCCCACAUCGUUCUGUCCCCCCCGUCGACCCACGAAAGAAUGACAGACCCAAACCUCCCCGGCAACCCCCAGGAGACAAGCCUCCCUAUCCUGGAGCCAAACCCAACAUCUGUGAUGGAAAUUUUAACACUCUUGCUAUUCUUCGCCGGGAAAUGUUUGUUUUCAAGGAUCAAUGGUUUUGGCGUGUCAGAAAUAACAGAGUAAUGGAUGGAUACCCCAUGCAGAUCACCUACUUCUGGAGAGGACUGCCCCCAAGUAUUGAUGCUGUUUAUGAAAACAGUGACGGGAAUUUUGUAUUCUUUAAAGGUAACAAAUUCUGGGUCUUCAAGGACACCACACUCCAGCCAGGGUAUCCUCAUGAUUUGAUAACAUUGGGGAAUGGGAUUCCACCCCAUGGGAUUGAUUCAGCAAUUUGGUGGGAGGAUGUUGGGAAAACAUACUUCUUCAAAGGAGACAGGUACUGGAGGUACAGUGAAGAUAUAAGGACUAUGGAUGCUGGUUACCCUAAACCAAUCACAAUUUGGAAAGGUAUCCCAGAAUCACCUCAGGGAGCCUUUAUCCACAAAGAAAAUGGCUUCACAUAUUUUUACAAAGGCAAAGAAUACUGGAAAUUCAACAACCAGAUGCUCAGGGUGGAACCUGGAUAUCCCAGAUCCAUCCUCAAGGAUUUUAUGGGCUGUGAUGGACCAGCAGACCGGGACAAAGACCGACAUAGCCCACAAGAUGAUGUAGACAUUGUCAUCAAACUGGACAACACAGCUAGCACUGUGAAAGCCAUAGCCAUUGUCAUUCCCUGCAUUCUGGCCCUGUGCCUACUUGUUUUGGUUUACACUGUGUUCCAGUUCAAGAGGAAAGGAACACCCCGCCACAUACUGUACUGCAAACGCUCUAUGCAAGAGUGGGUGUGAUGUAGGUUAUUUUUCUCUCCCAGGAGUUUGUGGAAACUUGAGAUUCAACAAAAGAGCUGUUAUGCGGUUUCCUACCUAGGAGCAGGCAUCUGUCCGCCUCAGCCAGGGCUGAUUUUUGAAACCCAGGGGGCUGCUUGCCCUGCACAAGAGUGAGAGUUCACUCCAGUGGGAAGCUUGCAUCGUACACAGUAUCUGCCGUUCCUCCAGUCCUUUGUCUUUCUUUGCCAUUCGGUUCUAGCCUUUCCUCUGCACGCUCAAUACCCAAUGGAAAACUAUCAGGAUUUUCAUAAAGAGGAAGUGUAACACUAAAAGCAAGGAGAAUCUCCAGUGUUUCUGUUGGGGAAAUCUAUCUUCCCCCUUAAAGCCUGCUCCCCUUUGAAAGCAUUUUGCGUGAGAUUUUUUAAAAAAGAAAAAUGUAAUCAAUUUUUUUUAAGAAAGAAAAGAUUCAGCAACUAUAAAACAACAAUCACAAUGGAACUUUCAGGAAGUAUGAAGACCCAAAACAGCUUUGUCUCCAAAGAGGAUUGCUUUCUGUCAGUUAAGUUUAUAGUCCUACACUCCUACAUUUAAUUUUUGUCAAGUGGGAGACCAGGAUGACACACAGGAACUCAGACUGUUUGGACAGCCAUUUUCCAACAAACAAGGGGCCAAAAUAUCUGCAAUAUAGUAACAGCCUUAAUGAUACAUUCAUUUUGUGUUUUAUACAGCCGUUCUGAGCUAUGUCCUCAAUGUUUUAACACAUUUAUAUUCAUUACUAUAUUCAGAUAGUACUUUUUUAUUGAUUGGUUUAGCUUUUUGUUGGUUUCAUUUCCUCCUCCUCCCCCUCCUCCUAACCCAUUUUUAAUUUUUCUUUCCUUUGAGCUGUACCAGAUUAGGCCUUCCAUUGGUCUAUCAGGAUCACAUAUUUUGAAACCUUAAUAGAAAGCAGCAAGUCCCUGAAGAACAAUGCAGUGAAUUAAAGUGACAAUGUUGUAAAGAAACGUAAUUCUAGUACAGUUUGUUAUUGGUGACCCUUUGAGAACUACAGGCUCAUACUGCUUAUCCUAAAAAGACUGAAAUGCUUCAUUCAUAGAGAUUCCAAUUUCUGGGGUUCUUAUCUCCUAUGAUUCCAAGUAAAGCCCUGCUUUGGUACUGGUGGUCCAUAAACCAUAUCAGAUCUGGAGAACUUCUCCUUCCUUUCUUUUCAACACCAUUGCCUUCUGUGCCCUUCUUUGCUGCUUUCAGUGGCUAUAUGCACUGUAGUUUUGUCUGCCUCACAUCUAUAUGGCACUGCAUGGUGCCAUAACUAAAUGGCAGCUGGGACAUGUUUAACAAUGUGAAUUAAGAAUGGCAGGCACACAGGGCAGCUGUAGCUCACGUGGAUAUUUUUGUGAGUCUAUUAGUCCAUCAUGCAGGUGAAGUAAUAGAGAAAUGUGAUUAGGUUUUAUUUUUAUUGCAAUACCAAUAAGAAUAUAACAGAAGCUAAUAAUGUUUUUGCCAGUUGUUUUCUGGAAUUCAUUUUUAAAUAAUAAGUUGUAGCUUUCAGAAUUUUAAUUUUAUAGUGGACACUUGUCAGACUUGGGCAAAAUACUCCAGUAGUUCUGUACUUUUUUUCUCCCAUCACCAUUGAUCUCAUAUGUUGGUAUUCCCUCCAGGGGCCAAUGAAUAAACACCUCAUUUCCCUCAUUCUGUUGACAAUGUACAUGCUGAAUUUUUUAGAACACUACCAAUGCAAACAAACAGCAGUACUCACGAUAGGUGACAAUUUGAUGAUUAAAAGUGACCUUCUAUUUGGUACUGUGUUUAUACAACUAUGUACAGAGCAUUCCUGAAUUCCAGUGACCAGACCUGAAUAUAUUGCUAAUGUUAAGACGGCUUUGCUUUUUUAGCAUUGUGGCAGAUCUCUAUAUACACUUUUUUCAAUGUUUUGUUGCACUGCAAAAACCUGUUCAUUAGAAAUGGUGGCAUAACAAAUGGCAUUACCAAUAUUCUACUCCAGAAAACCAGGUUCUUGUCAUACAUUAUUCAAUUGUCAUGAAAACUUUUGUUCUUCCCCAACUUAAAUGAAUCAAGAGCCUAGUAUUUGGAUCUGGGGCCAUGUGCAGGUAUUGCCUAAAACUGUGGCUUAAUUUUUUUUUUCAAAAAAAUUUGCUAUGUGUGGUUUUUUGCAUGGUUUUGCAUUUGUCUUGGAAUAUGGACACAUGCAGGUGCCAACCACAAUUCGGUGAGAACUAGAAAGCAACAGACCUGACAUGGGUGUUUUUUCUGCCCUCCCCCCUAAGUUUUGCCAUUUGGGUGUUUGCCUUAGUUCUCAAAGGGUCAGAGAGACCUCUGGCAUUUAGCUGUGCAUUAUAUCACUGUCAGAAUCAAGGGACCACCAAAGCAUUGUUUCAUCAUGUGUAAUUUUGUGCUAACAGCAGUAUUGUCAUUUUCAUGUGACCUGCAGAGCAGGUUGUGUAUUAAUUUUUUCCCCUAGAGAAACGUCAGCAACUGACAGACCUCUUCUAUUGAUUUUAGGAGCUGCUUUUUGCAGUGACAGGCUUUUUUUAACAGUCACUGGGCUGUGAAUUUAUUAAAGGUGUUCAAAACGAAUGCACUCCACCAGUCAGAUACCUGGCUUUUUAUGAAAGUUGGGAUUCAGGGGAGUAGUUUUGAAACAAUGAACAGCUUGCCUUGAACUUUAUUGAUCUGUUGAUUGUCAUUACUGAGUUAAACAUAGUCUUCUGUGAGAAAACCCUCCCCAAAUCUGUUACUGUCUGAAUUUCCUUACUGUGUACUAUUUGAUGUCUUUGCUCUUUGACCUUUAACUUGCAAACUGGCACAAGCUCAAUGGGAAAUCUGGUGUUGCUAAUCCAUUUGGAUUGGACCAAGACUUUUACAAUAACAGCAGGCCUAUUAACUGUUGUCUCGACAUUCACCUAUUUUGUUAGAGAAGGAAGGACAGUGAGUUCAGUAUACUAAGGACCUUCCCUUCCCAAACCUGAUGAACAUACAUAGGCAGCACACAGCAUCCUUCUUGCUCAGCUCCUGUUUAUCUCAUUGGGGGAGAUACGGGAAAAUUUCCCAGUGGAAUGUGCCCAAUCUUUGUAGUGGUUCCCAGGAUGGAAAACUUGCUAUGUACAUGCACACUCUAAAAAUGAACUACAGUGGAGUCAAUUUUCUAUUUAAUGUUGGUUGAAUUUUCUGUAUAAAACCUGUCCUUACAACAAGUGACUCAUAAGUAAUGAUGACAUUCUAAAACACACAAAAAUACUAAAGUACUUGAAAACAGCCAUCAUUGGCUUUUAUGUCAAAGUUUUUUUAUACUAGAUUGUGACAGUUUCUUACUGAUUUCCUAAUCCACAUAAAUGAAUCAUUUUUAAGAGAGUGUAAGUAUAUAUGCAUAUAUUAUUUUUCGGUAAUGAAUAGCUCAACUGCCUUGAAUUUAUAUUUAUAUUGAGCAUAGCAUGACAAUUAGUAUGCCUUUUUUUCAAUGAAACAGGACUUGGGGUUGUUGUUUUUUUUAUUUUGAACGGAGUGUUUUAUAAUUAUGUGAGGCAUGCUAUACAGCAGUGCAAAGUGAGGUUUUUGUUCCAGAAAAAUGGAUGGAUUGAUAGAUAACAAAGUUGAAUAGAAAUGGGUUGUUUGUAUUUCUACAAAUGGCACUUCAGCACUCCUUACAGGUACAAAUUGCAUCACUAAGAGACUGUUGCAUUAUCUUGGUAUAUCUGUUUCAUUUGGUGCAGGCAUACAGUAGUUGAAUACAUCUGCAAGCAUGGGAAAAUGCUUAAGCUCUCCCCCAAAUUACUUACAAAUAAUGACUAUGGUCACAAUUUUGUUUGAAGCAGGAAACUAAAACUGUGUUUUGCUACAAUCUAACAAGAUCCUACAAUUUUAUUUUAUUUUUUGCCUCCCAGUGCUGUCCUUUCAGGACAUGAAAUUAAGACUAACUUAAUUAUCCUGCUUUGGUCAUAUUUCAGGGUGAAUCCACAAGACAAAAAAAAAAACCAUAAGCACUUGUAUAGAACAAGAAAAGGCUACAGCUUUAUUGGUCAGUGUAAAUAGGUUUGGCCCAAACAAAUGGGUCCCUGAUACAGGCAUCAGCCAACCCCCUAGUUGAUUGAUGAGCCCAGUACUCUGGUGCACCACUGGAAUCCUUGGAAUGACAGCAAAGGAAUCCUGUGGGCAUAAGUUUACAAGUGAUAGGCCUCCACUGUCUUCAGUGGGGUGCUGUAAGGUGUCUGCCCCUGUAGCUGGGGCAGGCCAACUACCACACAUCUAAUCCAUGUUUUGGAUCAAAACUCAUGCUAACUGCCCCCCCACCCCCACCCCACUUAUAACAAUACAGAAACCAUACAUUGCAACAUCCAUUUGAAACUAGAACAAUUGUAAUACAGGAUGAGUGGGAUGGCAUUCAGAAAACAACUUCUGAGUGUUCACUUGAGGAAAAGCCUAUAUAACCAACAUUACCCAAUCUGAAUGAAGUCUACACCAGGCCAUUCUGAUCAGCCCACUAAUCAAUGAGAUGAAAGCUCUCUAGUUUAAUCCCAUUGGCUGUCAAUUCCCACUUUCCCGUACCCUGAAUGAAUCCCUGAAAAGGACACACCACACUACCAAGGAGAUGGAGGGAGGUGUUUUUCUUUCCACUUUACCUAAACAACAUCUCUCAGUGAGUCAUGUGGCUUGCUUUUACUGUUGCCAAAAGGCUAGUUCAAAACUUAGGGCCCUUCCAGACAGGCGCUAUAUCCCAAGAUCUGAUCCCAGGUUUUCUAUUUAUCCCAGAUUAUCUGGCAGUGCAGACUUAUAUAAUCCAGUUUAAAGCAGAAAACGUGGGAAAAGAUCCUGGGAUAUAGGGCCUGUCUGGAAGGACCCUUAGUCGUGCUUUUAGAAAACACUGUUUUGUGGGUUUUCCUCCACGUAUAACUAGGCCUGGAUCCAACCACUAAAAUUAUGUUUAGAAAAUCCAAGGCACAAUGAAUGUUGAAAUUGCAUGUAAAUUUGACAAUCCCAGACACAUUUUGUGAAUGGUCAAAACUCAGGUACACCAAUGGAUGUUGAUGUCACUGACAGAAUUCACUGAUCUGAAGUUAGGAAAAAAGACCUAUUUUUGGAUAUUUACAAAAGGAGUGAAUGUCAGUGUCAACAUUCACUAUGUAUUUGAUCUUCAUUGUGGCAUGUAUAUUACUCUUACUAUGAGAAUAAGGCAACUGUAUUUUUAUUCCUUCAUUCACUUGGAAAAUGUAACUUUGCUUUCAAAGUCUGUCUCUUGGUAACGUAGGAUAUCAGUACAAGCAUUCUUGGAAGGCAACUAAGAAGCUGAGUGUGUUGAUGGUUUUUCUUUUUAUAAAGGAACACAAGCAUUUAUAUUUGAAGGAUUUAACAUAUGGUAUUAUGCAGGAAGAUAAAUGUAACAUGUAGUACUUCAUUUAAGGUGCAUCAUGGCUAAAGUAUAUAUUCAUGUAUAAAUCUAGAAAUUUGUCAUCAGAAAGUUGAACUAAAAGCCUUGGGUCAACUUAUUAAUGGGUCAGUGUAAGUACUUCAACUGUUAUCAAGAAAGGAUCCUUCCCCCUUGAUUAGAAUGGUGAAAAACAAGAGCUUAGACCAAUGGUUCUCAAUCUGGGGUCCCCAGAUGUUUUUGGCCUACAACUCCCAGAAAUCCCAGCCAGUUGUUAGGAUUUCUGAGAGUUGAAGGCCAAAAGCCUCUGGGGACCCCAGGUUGAUAACCACGGGCUUAGACUGUCCUGGGAGAACCAAAAAGAAGCAACAGCCCCCUCUGCUCUCUUUUCUGAGGCACCACUUCUGGCCUUUUUGAAUACCUGUAUGGGAAAAUAUCAAUAGUGGCAGCCUAGGUGGCUGGUCUCUUGAGAUGGCAUUGGUGCUUUUACCAUUUGUAUUGCCUUUGUGAGAGUAAUUUAUACAUGAGUAUAUAAAGUAUACGAAUGCAUAAUUAAUUGAUCUAAAGGUCAAUUAUAUAUUAUAUGGAGAUAAAAAGUAAAUUGGGAAAAAGUGUGGGCAUACUUUCACCAUGGGGGUUGAAGUUAUGCCAGCAUUUGUAUUACGGAUUUCUUUAUUGCUAUCCUUUCAUAAUUUCUCCCAGAAUCUUGUACAACAUGUGUUGAAACUAAAUUGAAAGUGUCCAUGUACAUAUGUGUGCAUGUACAUGUGUGUGCAUUUUAGUAAGCUCAAAAAUCAAGGAAUUAAUUUCUUGGUUGAGAUAUUAAACUCCCACAACAAUGACAACCACAAGCAAGAACCUUACUAGAGUAAAAUCUGACAAUCACUUAGCAUUUGGUCAAAAAUUUGUACCAGUUCAUAUUUUUAAGGCUUAUUAUUUCAGGAAGAGUUUGGUGACAAUCUUAACAAGGAUUUCCAAUUUUAGCAUUUACAAAAAUGAAUAAAAAUACAACAUUACAUUGUGGAUACAUGCCCAUAUAUAGUAGCAAAUGACACAAUAUUUUAAAUAAAAACAAAACAAAAGAGUCUUAUAGCUCCUUUAAAGCUAAAAGGUUUACUGUGGCAAGAUUGCCUACCACCUGCUUCAUUAGCUGUGCAAAGCAGAAAAUGGCAACAGUUCCGUUUAUAUGUGCAAUACAUUGGAUCAAUAGAGUGAAGUCACUAUUAAUAAAAAGACCCAUGUUCGUAUUGUCAUCAUCCACAUUGUUGGAUCAGUGCAAUACAAAAAUGCAAAUGUUACCUAUCUACUACACUGUAUCAAGACAUUUAUUAUUUGAACAGCACUUUUUGCCAUAAUCAAGCAAAGAAACAUUUUUGAAUUAACCAUUUUGUGUGUAUGUGUGUUGAAGUACAUCUGUACAUGAUAACUUUACAGGCUGAAACACACAAAAGCAGAGAUUUAGAUGUGCAUACACUUUAACAUUCCUGGCCUUUGCUAAACUCAGUUUUUUUCAAACCCCAUUGGAUAAAUGGAGUGUAAAAGUUUUUAAUUUUGUUUAGUUAGUGCCACAAGAUUUCAAAGUUGUUGAUUUCUUAUUAAAGAAAUCAGAAAAAUAAAUGAAAUGUUCUUGUCCUACCUUAUUGUUUAAUACAUGGAAAUAACGUUACACUCAAGAAAUUAUCCUUUAAUGGGACUUGGAUAUACAGUUAGCUUCAUAAUCCUUGUCAAUUUCAUAUUUGUUAUAUGUAAUUUGGAGCUCACAGUAGGGGGAAGUGUAGAUUUUGAACCAAAUAAUAAUUAUGUGGAUUUCAUGAAGACAUUUCAUGGCAUAAUCCACAGGCUAGUAAAGCUGGAAAACAUACUUGACACUUAAGUUUACUGGACCUAAUCAACUGAAGUAGGAAAAACGACUCCUUCAUUCACAGGCUAGGCAUUUGAUUUAUUUCCUACAAAAUACGGUUGAUCUAAUAAGGCAUGAUUAAAUUCACCUCUAAGGGGGAAACAUGUUUGCCAUGCUUACAAAAUGUCUCAACGCUGUUAUAUUAUUUUGCCUUUUCUAAGUAUUUAACUGGGAUUUUUACUCUUUCUACUUACCAGCAUAGCCCCAUUCAUUGCCCUUGAAUAUCAAGAACCCAGAUGGUAGAAUAUGAAUCUGGCCUUUCAUUCAGACAGUGACUUGCACCCAAAUAAGAGAAAGAUAAAUAUGCACUGCCAGAUUGUUUGCAUAUUGCAUCUUAGUAGUUAUUUUGUCCCCACAAGUGAUGCUGAAGGCACUGUUCUCUACAGGGAACAAUGUCCUGAUUAAAACACUUGAAAACACCCAGUUCCAAUAAAACUAGCAUUCGUUUGCACAGGUGCCUUUCAUUUUUAUUAUAAAGCAAUUUGAUAAUUUGCUUCCCAGUAUUUGUUGCUUUGUAGAAUUCUUUAAUAGCAUUUCUGUGUGCUCUCCUGCUACAUAAAACAUGGAGCUGGGUUUGAACAUCACACAGUUCUCUUGGACAUACUCACAAGUGAGUCUGGAAUUGCCCUGUUCUUUAGUCUGGCAGGUGAGAGUCUUUAGGUGGUGGGAUUAUCUUGUGUUGCCGUGCCUCUUCCCCUUCUGCUCUUUUUUCCAUAUGUCUGCUAGGCUCUCCAGCUGAAUAAUGCCUCUAUAGCCCAUAGUGAGUUUAUAAGAUCUGCUACAUGUUAACAGUCUUCAGGACUGUAGUUUUGUAAAGUUGCGGGGUGAGCUUAUAAGUUUUAGAUAGUCAUUUUAUUACAGGAAUAGAAGUGCAAUUGCAUACAGGAGCCAUGUGGAGUUUCAUUGCCAUGGCUGAAGCAUAAUGGCAGAUCUAGUGAUCAUUUCCAUGACCAUUACAGUUUAGACAUAUUCAAGUAAUGUGGACAUUUUUCCUAUAUGUUUUGGCUAGGUCCUCUUUAACCAUUCUUUGAAAUGAAAUCUUGGUCUAGCUCCAGUUUUUUUCCUCACCAGAAAAGCGUGUUCACAAAAUGUUGGCUGCUGGUUCAUGAAAUCAGUCAUAUUCAAGCUUUUGGGUGAUUUUCUGCUUUUUAGCCUUCAGUGUUUACAGUAAGUAAUGAGAAGCCUCUUUUGAUUCCAGAGCUGGACUUCAAUAUUUGAGCAACUGGGACUUUGGAUAGGUUGUGAACAUUUUUGUCCAAGAAUCUAACCUAACCAAAUCUUAUGAUCAGACAGCAAUGACCAAAAUGGCAAUUGCCAUUUUAAAGGGAAAGGAAAGGCAAAUCAAAGUGAAGGAAACCAGGGUGGGUAAUUCUGGGAGUGAUAGUUGGAAAAAUGGAUGUUAUCUAUUCAGCAUCUCUCUUCCUAAUUGUGUUCCAUAAUUGUUUUUCCCUGGGUAGAUUCAAAUAUAUGUUUGACUUUGCAAAUGUAAACAUGACGUCAAGGAGACCUGCAAAGAGAAUAAGGCAGAUUGAACAACCAGUGCAUAAGGAAAGGAUUCAACUUUUCACUGAUAGUUUACUUGCUCAAGCUUUCUUCCCAGUGCAAACUUUCUCUAAAAACAUGCACAAACAUACAAACACAUUUUGUUAACAUUUUUUUGACAGCAAAUGUCCAUUAGGCACAAGAUGCAGUUAAGAGCAAUGAAAAACAAAUGGAAUCCUAUUGAUGGGUUCAGUUGUAUGUGAAUUACAUUUUCAGUGAAUCUUAUACACUGAAUUAUAUUCAGGACUCUACUUGCUGUGAUUACAAUAUAUCUAGCACAGGGCUCGAGUAUGUUAUUGGUUCUGACUGCUAUCAUAUAUCAAUUAGCAGUGGGAAAAUUAAAUCUUUAUGUAUACCACAUCCACACUUAGAUUUGAUGUCUGAUUUUAGUUUACUCCUUUAGUUAAAGGCACAAUGAGCCACAGGGUUGGAUAUUAGAGGUGUGUAGCCCUUCAUCCAACAUGGGUUAGAACAUUCCUAAGUAACCUAAUACAGUCUGAGUUGCUAUGAUGGUCCUGCUGUAUGGGUCCUUUCAAAGGAGUAAGCAGCAUACAAUUGUGUUUAGGCAACUUAUUCCAUUUCCCCAUGUUUGUAUUCAUUAAUAUUUUAUUCCACCAUUUAGUUCACAGAACAGUGUGUUAAAGAAAGACACAUAUUUCCAGGGCCGCAAUUUCUUUUAUGUUAUGUAUUUGUUCCUUAAAUUUUAUGUUACUGUAUGCCUCCGACAGCAUUCUCUGCAUUAAUAUUUUUAAAUAAAUUGCAUUUUAUUCUUUCAAGUAUUUUCUAUGGACAAACACAAUGCUUGUUUGUGUGCAAAAGCAAGGCUGACUAAAUGGUGCUAAAGUGUAUAAUGACCGUCAGAUAUAAUCAGGCAAAAUAUUUGGGGUGCUUAGACAGAUACUUUUUCAUAGUUUCUUUUUUGUUGAUCAAUGCAUUUAACAGUGUUUUAUUAUACACACUUUCUUUUUAUUAGAAAAAUCAAAACCUCAUAGUGCACUGUUAAAGGAAAAUGGGGUAAUUAUUCUAUGUACCAGCUCACCAAGCUAUUAUUGUUUAAUUCCUUAUAAGUUGCAUAAUUAAAGGUCAAGGGGUCAUGAUAUUAAUCUCAUUGCUGUAGAACAUUAACAUAACAAAACAUUUUUCAACAAAAUACUUAUGUUUACAAUAGUACAAUAACCCUUUGACUGCUGUGGCAACCUUUAACCACAAAAUAGAAGUGUCACAUGCUAGAAUCGUCUUUUUGGUUCUUGUCCUGGCAAUCAAAGAGUUAAGGGCUGUGCAGUGAAAUUUGAUUUCUAUUUAUUAUUUUCUAUUUAUUUUUUAUUUUGUUUCAUUUUCAUUUGAGGAGGGGGUUGGGGUGGGGCAGUUCUUGUCUGCUGUAAGUGUCUUAACCAAGGGAAGGGUUAAAAUGGCUUUUUUUAUAAAAAAAAUACUAUCUUAUGUACUUACCAUCAUUUCAUUGUGUUGUAAUUAAAAACAAACAAAGGUGUCAAUAAACAAAAGAGCAGAAAAAUGUUUCAUAAA